Salvia splendens (bonfire salvia) is the source of this 582-nucleotide messenger RNA. RefSeq names its product mitotic apparatus protein p62. Lineage: Eukaryota; Viridiplantae; Streptophyta; Magnoliopsida; Lamiales; Lamiaceae. The transcript has 2 exons. The record is from RefSeq and is a predicted model, not a curated record. The coding region runs from base 1 to 582 and encodes 193 amino acids.
AUGGCUGCAGCGAGAUUUGAUUUCGAGAAGUUUUCUGGUAAAAACGAUUUUGGAUUAUGGAAGGUGAAGAUGAAGGCCAUGCUUAUACAGCAAGGCCUAUGGGAAGCGAUGAAGUACAAAGCUCCAGACAAAGAUGCAGACACCGACGACAAAGAAGAGAUCAAGAAACUUGAUCUGAUGGAAAGGGCCCAUAGCGCUAUCAUGCUGAGCUUGGGAGAUCGAGUGUUGAGGGAGUCGUCGGGGAUUGGAGAUUCACUUGAUUGGGAUACUGUCUACGAGUCGUCGGGGAUUGGAGAGCUUAUCACAUAUACUAGGUCUAAGAAAAGAAAAGAAGCUUCUACACCAUCAAGUUCUAGGAAAGCCUCAAGAACCACAACCACAUCUAGAAAAAGGAAAGGCCAAUUAGGGAAAGGCAGAUUGGCGACGGUGGUUGAAGAAAGAGAGCUUGUGGAUGAAGAAUUGGAAGAUGAAGAAGUUGGGGAUGAAGAAGAAGGAUCUACUUCGUUGGAGGACGAUGAUAUCGAUGAGGAUGAGGAUAACUAUCUUGUGGAGGAUGACUAUAUUGGGGAUGGUGAUGAUUGA